This is a messenger RNA of Aureobasidium namibiae CBS 147.97, 534 nucleotides long. RefSeq lists its product as uncharacterized. The transcript has a single exon. Lineage: Eukaryota; Fungi; Ascomycota; Dothideomycetes; Dothideales; Saccotheciaceae. The record is from RefSeq and is a predicted model, not a curated record. The coding region runs from base 1 to 534 and encodes 177 amino acids.
AUGAAGGCGUCUACCAUCUUCACCGCCCUCGCCGCAGUCCUCCCUGCCUUUGCCAGCAACUCCUUCGGCGGCCUAGCAAUUCACUCAGGCUCCCCCAUUCACCUCUCCGCCAUCAACGCAAACGCCAACUCCUUCUACCUCAACAAACCUACCUCCUCUUACUGUCCCAACACCACCGUCUCUUCCUGCCCCGAAGGCAAAUACACCUACUUCACCCCCGGCAACACUACUCUCUCCCUCGCCGUCGAGGUCCCCGGUGGCCAACGCGUAUAUGUGGCUCAAGAUGGCAGCUUAGGCUACACUAUCCCUCAUGGCAGUGUGGGAGGUAACCAGACCGUGAGCUACACUGGUUUUGGCCUCAAGGAUAGUGGUAUUCAUCUGCAGUACUUGGAUGCGGACUUUGCGGCUGUGCCUGUUGGUCAGGGAGUGUACAAGGUCUAUGCUGCUGCUGUGGAGGAGACUCCUAGGAAUGGAACGAGCUUUGCUUUUAGGGUGCAGAGUGUUAAUGCUUCGUUUGGAGCUUGGGAGUACUAA